Trichogramma pretiosum is the source of this 1037-nucleotide messenger RNA. RefSeq lists its product as uncharacterized. Lineage: Eukaryota; Metazoa; Arthropoda; Insecta; Hymenoptera; Trichogrammatidae. The record is from RefSeq and is a predicted model, not a curated record. The transcript has 3 exons. The coding region runs from base 89 to 469 and encodes 126 amino acids.
UUCUUCAAUGUUUACAAUAUUUCAACGCGUCUAGUUUUAAGUGUGAAAAUAUCUAAUUAAUUUUAAGAACUAAUGAGAAAAUAAAAAAAUGAAAGAAGAAGAUCAGGAACUUGAACAACAGUGUGAAGAUGCUGUGUACCAAAUUGCUUGCACUCGAACAAGCUACUCAAUUGGAUGUGCAAAUCAAUAUGGAAAAUACUUGACCUUAACAACAAAAAGACAGACCACCAAAGUUCAAAAUUCCAUGGCACCCAAGUACACCGUACCAGUCAUCACGAAUGAACAACGAGAACUUUUUAAUCAAUUUGAACAAAGUGUAGAUAAUAAAAAUUCUCAAUCCAAUAUAAAAAAUGAGGUCAAGGAUACAUCAAACCAAGUAAAGGAGUUGAAGAGCAUAUUCAAUCAAAUCAAGGUACAAAGUCAAAGCGAUAUGGUAAGGUGUAUUCGAGGGGAUAUUGAAAGUGAUUGAGUACAGUAAGGAUUUUGUACAGUUUUUUAGCUUAUUUAUACAUUUUAGUAUCAACGAAAUUUUUUAUAACUACUUCUAUAUUUAUGAAACAAAAUAAAGUAUUUUUUUGUCAUAAACUUGUCAAUCUAUAAUCAUAUUUUUUUCCAUUCAUAAGAAUUUUAACAGUUUGCAAGUUGAUGUCAUUCUGCGCAUUGCCUCCAAAUUGAUCGCGCCAUUUAACGAUUCGUAAGCAACCUUGUGCUUCCAAUUAACAAAUUGUCCACGAUAUUCAACGAUUACAUAUAGAUUUUGCGGCAAUAGCAUUUGAGUAUCAUUGCCUUCAAUCAUGCACGCUGGAGCACAGAUUGAUAAUAAUAUUAUCUUGAGAAUAAGUCAAGCGAAGGAAAAAAAAUUAAACGAAAAAUUCGUAUCGCUGAUCGCCUAUGCACUUUCUACAAUCUAUAAUCGACCAAAUAAUGACGAGCAUUCACAUUGAAAAAAGAUUUCCACACGUAUCAUUCGCGCGCAAUUAUUUUCCAUCUGAAAACUCGACGCGUUUCAUCAUAAUUUACGUACGACGCGCGUCAAG